AAGUUCGAAUCACAGCCUCAUCUUAUCAGAUGAGCAAAGCAUACUCUGCCCGCGCAUACUGGCUCGAUCGCGAAAGCUCCCUUUUCUCCGAGACGAGAGCGAAAGUCGUAAGUUCGUCGUCAGACGUGCCUGGCUCGUUUUGUGCGAAGCCGACCGGGGAAGUGCUGGGACGCCCGCCGUGACCGGAUUGGAUCUUGCAAGGCUUUGCAGGGUCCGCGGAGUGUUGGCCGUGGCGAUGACGGACGGUGAGGAGGAGAGGAAGUGAACGAUUCGAUCUGUUAUUGUACCGCGCAUUGUGCGGAAGAAGAGAGUCGGCGAGGUUUGUUGAGAGCGAAAGUUCCAGUCGCCGUUCGCAUCUCAGGCUGUCCUGGUAGGCGGCCGCGUCUCAUUUCUCAAACUUCGAUCUCGUCCAGCGACAGAGCGGAAGCGUCCACGGAGGCCUUCGACUCGGAGAUUCCGACCUGGAAUUGGCGUCCAUCACACGAGAAGCACAUUCAACAUGCCCAAGACCAUUCGCCAACUUCUCACCGAACCCAGCAGCAACCCGAGAUACGUGCGGCUGCACAACGCCAGCUAUUCAUCCCGCGAACUGCUCGGUGAAAUCAUCUCGAUGGCCGGCAGAAUCGUACGUCGCGUCUCCGAGGCUCAGAUGUCCAGCAAUGAUGAGCGGUGGUGGCCGAUUCGAGAGAUUGCGAGCAAAUGGGACAGUAUUCGGGCAUAUCCGGAGAUGCUGCAGGAUGCAGAUGCGGAGCUGUUGAAGAUUCUGGUGCUGGAUGCAUAUGCCGACUUGGAGAGGUUGGAAGGAAGGUGAUGGAGGAGGCCGCGAAGUGGUCUUGAGACUAAGGAUCCGGCUAGGUGGGGUGUAGGUGUGGGGCUGGAAGAGGAGUCUGUUACUCGUGAGCUGUCUGUGGCGCACAGUCUUCAACACUGAGCAGAGAUGGGAGAGAGAGGUUUGACAUGAUAUGAGGAGGUGAAGUCGCGGGGAACUGUGGGCAAAGGCAUGAAGGAACGAAAGGAAUGGAUACCCAAUGGGCUGGUGAUCGCGAAGGACGCGCAAAUGUACCUGCGCUUGGAGCAAUUGGCGUAUAGCGGUGCAGUGGAAGCACACAAAAUGUGGUUUCGAUAUCAACAAGAUGUUUCGCGACGAUGGCAGAGUGCAAUGCAACCUCUCGCAAUGUUUCUGGCUCUUGUAUAGUCUUGUCAAGUGGCUUGUUCGUGGUCUCUCAGUCUUGUGUUCAUCUUCUGUGUGGAUAACACUGAAACGAGCUCAUCACGGUGGAGGCUGUAUGGUCGACGAUGAAUGGCAGCAGGUGAAGU
Messenger RNA from Cercospora beticola, 1317 nucleotides. The record is from RefSeq and is a predicted model, not a curated record. NCBI's taxonomy places the organism in Eukaryota, Fungi, Ascomycota, Dothideomycetes, Mycosphaerellales, Mycosphaerellaceae.